AUGGCCAAAGUAAUACGGGAAACAAAAGCAAUAAUUGUUGAUGAAGCCCCCAUGGCUCAUAAGACUGUUUUUGAAGCUAUUGAUGGAACUUUACAAGACAUCACAGGUGUCAAGAAGACAAUGGGUGGUAUUCAAACUCUAUUAUCAGGGGACUUCCGUCAAAUUUUGCCUGUUGUGAAAAAUGGAACAAGAGCAAACAUUGUUGAUGCAAGUUUAAAGGAAUCCUACCUUUGGAGACACGUAUUUGUGAAGAAGCUGACAACAAAUAUGAGGGCUCAUAUGACUGGUGAUUCAGAUUCAGCAAACUUUUCAAACCUUCUUCUUACAAUUGGAGAUGGACACCUCCCUUAUGUAGAAGUACCUGAUACAAUUUUAGUUCCUGAAGAACUUGGCAAAUGUGUUGAGAAACUAGAGGAUUUGAAGGCAAGAGUGUAUCCAGACUUGAGCUUGAAUGGAAAACAUCCAGACUGGCUUGCUGAGCGAGCGAUUGUUUCUCCAUUAAAUGCCAAUGUCAACAAGUUGAAUAAAUGGCUAAUGGAUGAAUUUUCAGGGCAGGAAAAAGUGUACAAAUCUAUUGACACUACAACAAAUGAUGAUGAAGCUGAACAGUAUCCUACAGAGUUCUUGAAUUCAAUUGAGUUUUCUGGAAUGCCUCCCCAUCUUCUGAAAGUUAAAGUUGGUUCUCCGAUCAUGAUUUUGAGAUCAUUGGACCCACCCCAAACAAUAAAUGGAACAAGAUGUGUUGUAACAAGAUUGCAUGAGAACUUGAUUGAAGCAACCAUUAUAUUCGGCCCUUACAAAGGUCAAGCUAUUCUCAUUCCGAGGAUUCCACUUAUACCAAGUGAUAGCGAGUUGCCUUUUGCAUUUAGGAGGCUGCAGUUCCCAGUGAGGCCAUGCUUUGCCAUGAGCAUCAAUAAGAGUCAAGGUCAAACUUUCAAAAACUAUUGGUAUAGAUCUGACAAACCCAUGUUUCAGUCAUGGCAUGUUUUAUGUGGCUGUUUCAAGGACUGGAACUUCAAAAAACCUCUACAUUUUAGCCAAUCAAAGAAAGACAAGAAAUGUUGUUUACCCUGA
Homarus americanus (American lobster) is the source of this 1074-nucleotide messenger RNA. RefSeq lists its product as uncharacterized. Gene Ontology annotation, biological process: DNA repair; telomere maintenance. The record is from RefSeq and is a predicted model, not a curated record. The transcript has a single exon. Gene Ontology annotation, molecular function: DNA helicase activity. Bases 1 to 1074 code for a protein of 357 amino acids. NCBI's taxonomy places the organism in Eukaryota, Metazoa, Arthropoda, Malacostraca, Decapoda, Nephropidae.